AUGGUUGAUGAAAUUGAUUUCCAAAUGAAAGGUUCUCGACAGGAAAUAUCACUGAAACCAGAAACUUCCACACCACGGCUGCCACCUGCUGAAAGUGCCAGGGUUCGGAAAGGUUUGUCUAACAAGAAUCUAAACCGCUUCCAACAUUGGCUGCAAAAUAUUGACCCGCGCCAUCGUAAUGGACACGAUUUAUGUCCCCAAUAUGAUGCCUGGUCUGAAAGCCAGAGCAGAGAACCUUUCUUCUACUGGUUGGAUAUUGGUGAGGGCAGAGAACUUAGUCAUGGCAAGUCUCCAAAAUGCAUUAAAUAUUCUGGACCUAUUUGGAAGCUUUUUGCUGUGUUUGAGAAGGAUCCCUUAAAAGUAGCCCUCCAAUGUUGGUUCAAAACUGUCAAUUCGGAAUGCAGCUUUAUGCUCAGCAAUAUAAUUUUAGAGAUUUUUUUGGUGGCUUUGGAGCAAUGUGCCUUCCCAAGAAAACCUCAUUAUUCACUAAUCGCCAUGGUCGUGUCUCUUUUUGCCAUGUUCAUUUGCAUCAUGGAGCUCUUUGAUAGGGGAAGUAAAGCAAAACUUGUUUUUAAGCGGCAGGGCAUGAGAUGUUGGUUUCAGCCCCCAUCUUCAACCGCCAAGCCUCUCUAUUCCUUCAUCGACAUGUUUGCUUUGAUUUGUGCCAUUGUUCAAUACAUUUUCUCAGUUGUUGCAUAUAGUUUUCAUCGGCAGCACCGUGAGAAUCCCAUCAAAGUAUCUGUUGUUUCUGUCAUCUUCAUCAUAUGCAUGGCCUUUUCUAAAUAUACCAAUAAUAGUGGAGAUGGUGUAGCACUUCCCAUUGAAGGGAACGGUAAUGUAUAAUUAUUCUUCAAAGUCAAACAGUAUCAUGACACUUGAUUUUGUAAAAUUUACUUGUCUUUUUUCAAAAAUUGAAAAGAAAUAAAUACUGUCCUGGUCAAAAGAAUCCGGAACGUAUGUAUUGAGAGUGAGACUUGGAUGACAGACCCUCAUCCACCCUUGCACAUGCUUUUGUCUGUCAUUUUUUUGGUUUACUUGUUGCCUUUGUUUUGUGACAGUGACAUGCGGCGUAUGCAUGCACAGACAGGAUUUAUGCCUUCUGCAUUCUGUUAAGAGUAUACCAGAAGAACUAAUGAUCCUUUGUUUGAAUUAAUUCUUGUGUUGCAUACUGCUUAUGCAGAGAUGUAUACAUGCUUUCAAUUAAUGAAAUUUA
This is a messenger RNA of Theobroma umbraticum, 1213 nucleotides long. RefSeq lists its product as uncharacterized. NCBI's taxonomy places the organism in Eukaryota, Viridiplantae, Streptophyta, Magnoliopsida, Malvales, Malvaceae. The record is from RefSeq and is a predicted model, not a curated record.